This is a messenger RNA of Hyaloscypha bicolor E, 1203 nucleotides long. RefSeq names its product duf250 domain protein membrane protein. Bases 1 to 1203 code for a protein of 400 amino acids. Gene Ontology annotation, cellular component: endosome; trans-Golgi network; Golgi apparatus. Lineage: Eukaryota; Fungi; Ascomycota; Leotiomycetes; Helotiales; Hyaloscyphaceae. The record is from RefSeq and is a predicted model, not a curated record. Gene Ontology annotation, molecular function: antiporter activity. The transcript has 5 exons.
AUGAGCGAGGAAAAGGUUCGAGUUUCGGGCGAGUCCCCGCGGGCUGCAGACACUCCCAUUCUGCCAACGGUCAAUCCAGCCGUAGAGAAGAAUGAGGCCCAGCAAGCAUCAAAGGGGCUGCUUCCUCCCUGGAUCUAUGUAGUGGUCUGGAUUUCCCUUUCGUCCAGCGUCAUCCUGUUCAACAAAUACAUCUUAUCGUCUCUGAACUUCCAUUACCCCAUCAUCCUCACAUCAUGGCAUCUUGUGUUUGCAACAGUAUGCACCCAACUCAUGGCACGCUUCACAACGCUUUUGGAUGAACGGAAAAAGGUGAAGAUGACUGGCCGAGUAUACCUCCGCGCAAUUGUACCAAUUGGAGCCGCGUUCAGUUUGAGCUUGAUCUGCGGAAAUUUGACCUACUUGUACUUGAGUGUGUCGUUCAUUCAAAUGAUCAAGGCCUUCACCCCCGUUGCAGUUCUGGUUGUUGGUUGGAUUCUACAAGUGGAAAAGGUCGACCUCAGAAAGUUGGGAAAUGUCGCCCUGAUUGUCAUUGGUGUCGCCAUUGCCUCGUUCGGUGAAAUUGAUUUCGUCCUGAUCGGCUUCCUAUACCAGCUGGGAGGAAUUGUUUUCGAGGCAACCAGACUCUGCCUUGUUCAAAAGUUGCUGAAUGGCGAAGAGUUCAAAAUGAACCCCCUGGUUUCUUUGUAUUACUUCGCCCCCGUCUGCGCUGCUAUGAACGUCCUCAUUGCUCUUGUCUGGGAGGUUCCUAAAUGCACGAUGGCCGAGGUCUAUCAAGUCGGUCUCUGGGUUUUCUUGGCCAAUGCAUUUGUUGCAUUUGCACUUAACGUCUCUGUUGUCUUCUUGAUCGGUAGAACUUCUGGCCUCGUCCUUACCCUCUGCGGUGUCCUUAAGGAUAUCAUGCUCGUCGCCUUCUCCAUACUUGUUUGGGGAACCCCAAUGUCCCGCCUCCAGGCCUUUGGUUACAGCGUCGCAAUCAUCGGCAUGCUGUACUACAAGCUUGGUCAAAAGGAACUCAAGCCAUACAUCGCCGAGGCCGGCCGCCGCUGGUCCGAAUUUGGUGCCAAUCGCCCCGUCCUGCGAAAGCUCCUCGUCACCGGUGCCGUCUUCACUACCCUUAUCCUCGUCCUCGGCAGCCUGGCACCAACAUACGCUCCUGAGUACGACCCAAGCUCCUAUCUCAAGAACACGCUUGGCACCUCAUAA